This is a messenger RNA of Tachysurus vachellii, 2816 nucleotides long. RefSeq names its product zinc finger protein 135-like. Lineage: Eukaryota; Metazoa; Chordata; Actinopteri; Siluriformes; Bagridae. The record is from RefSeq and is a predicted model, not a curated record. The transcript is spliced from 2 exons. The coding region runs from base 98 to 1327 and encodes 409 amino acids.
ACUCCAGUCUAGUAGGUGGCGGUAAUACACCUUUAAGCUGAGUUGCCAACCGCCAUAAAACUCAAAAGAAGAAGAAGAAGAAGAAGAUUGUUGUACAAUGUUGCGGUCUGUCGUGUCUUUCCUGGAUGAUAAAAGAGGUGUAAAAGAGGAGUGUGGAGAUGAUCGCAUCACUGAGUGCACGGUAAAAACCGAGGAAUAUGAAACCAGCGUAGAUGCAACAAACGAAGGUAUGGCUGUGAAGCUAAAGGAGGAAGAUGAGGAGCAAAAGGUAUCAGAGGAAACACCAGAAAUCACAGAGUAUAAUGAAGAAAGCAGUAAUCAGAGCUUUCACCGAGUCUUGGUUUUUACGCAGGCAAGCAACAAAGAGAAGACCACCAACAGUCAUUUGUUCCACUGCCCUCAGUGUGAGAAGACGUUUGCUAAAAUACAGUUUUUAAAAACCCACCUAAGAGUCCAUACGGGAGAGAAGCCUUACGGGUGCUCACAUUGCGGACGGAGGUUUUCUCAUCUAGCGUCUUUAACAGGUCACCGGAGAACACAUACAGGAGAGAAACCGUAUCAAUGCUUUCAGUGUGGAAAGAGGUUCGCUCUUUCAGGCUCUUUAAAAUUGCAUGAGAGGAUCCACACAGGUGAGAAGCCCUACCAGUGCCUUCAGUGUGGGAAGAGCUUUUCUAGACAUGCGUUUCUAAAAAAACACCAGCGUAUGCAUUCUGGAGAGAAGCCCUUCUGUUGCCUUGAGUGCGGCAAACGGUUUUCCCAUCCGAGCUCCCUAAAGGAUCACGAAGGCUCACAUACCGGCGGUAAGCCGUACAGUUGUUCCGAAUGCGGAAGGCAGUUUUCUCACCCGAGCUCUCUCAAAGUUCACGAGAGGAUACAUAGCGGCGAGAAGCCUUACCACUGCACUCAAUGUGGGAAGAACUUCUCCCAUCUCACAUCGCUGAAAAUUCACGUUCGGAUACAUACCGGAGAGAGGCCGUACCAGUGCUCCCAGUGUGGGAAGGGUUUCUCUCACGCAGGCUUAUUAAAGGGUCAUGAGAGGAUACAUACCGGGGAAAAGCCGUACCAUUGCACACAGUGUGAGAAGAGUUUCACACAGUCGAGUGCGUUAAAAGUUCACCAGAGGAUCCACACCGGAGAGAAGCCUUACUGCUGUUCGGAAUGCGACAAGUGUUUUUCUCAUCCGGGGUCUUUAAAAAUUCACCAAAGGAAGCACACUGGAGAGAAGCCUUAUCAGUGUGAACAGUGCGGCAAAAGUUUUUACAGAUCGUGGUACUUAAAAGUACAUCAGAGAAUACAUACUGAAGAAAAGGACAUUAGUUCUAGCUGAAUGUAUUUUUUUAUGGUUAACAUAGACUUUUAUUUAUAAACUCCAUGACUGCUGCUGUGAAGAGAGAUUUUAUGCUGUUUAAAGCUGGGUUGGUUGAUAAAAUCAGAUCAAUGUUGGAGGUAAUAUGUGAGCAUCAUUACUGCACCACUGAAUGUAUUUGAUGUAUCUUGGCGAGCCACAACAUGAGGUCUUCAACUCAUUUAGCUGUAAAAAAAUAAUAUAUUUUGGCCAGCACAUGCCAAAUUAAAAUAUACACAUGUCCUCUAUUAAUUUGGAAAUACAUAAUGAUUCUAGAAAAUAUUGUAAGUAUAUUACAAAGGAAAUACAGUGCUUUGCAAAAGUAUUCAGGCUCCUGACCAAUUCUAUAUCAGUGUCAUUUUCAAUUUUAAGUUCAACUGUUUUCAAAUAAGUUAUUGUUGGUUCACAUUGGGGGGGCACAGUGGCUUAGUGGUUAGCACGUUCGCCUCACACCUCCAGGGUUGGGGGUUCGAUUCCCGCUUCCACCUUGUGUGUGUGGAGUUUGCAUGUUCUCCCCGUGCCUCGGGGGUUUCCUCCCCCGGUCCAAAGACAUGCAUGGUAGGUUGAUUGGCAUCUCUGGAAAAAUUGUCUGUAGUGUGUGAUUGCGUGAGUGAAUGAGAGUGUGUGUGCGCCCUGUGAUGGGUUGGCACUCCGUCCAGGGUGUAUCCUGCCUUGAUGCCCGAUGACGCCUGAGAUAGGCACAGGCUGCCCGUGACCCGAGGUAGUUCGGAUAAGCGGUAGAAAAUGAAUGAAUGAAUGGUUCACAUUGUUGGCAUUGUAAAAUAUUAUGUUUGCGUAAGUGUUCAGUCCUCGCACAUUGAUAUAUUUGGUUGAGUUACCUUUUACUGCAAUACAGCUUUAAGUCUUUAAGCCUUGUUUUAUUUCUGCUCAUUUUUAAGGUCUCUAUACAGAUUAUUUAAAAAAUAAUAAAUCAGAUUGCAUAAUAAGUAAUAAAAGCAGAAGAGGGAAAUUGAGGAUUUUUCUUACAGUCUGGAUACUGAAUAUGUUGAAAUGUAUUUAAAAAAAGAAUUAAAUAAAUAACAAAAUAAAAGACUCCAGUCUGAGCAUAAGAGUGAAUACGUGUACAUUUGUUUAGGAUUUUCUAUAACGUUUUUAAAUCACAUUUAUUGUUACACGAGUUCUAUCAUAAGUAACACAGUAUAAAGUCUGGAACUAAUGAUGGUUUAAGUACUUCAUUUGUUUAUAGUUAGGUUUGUAGUUGUGUCUUUCUGCUGCAGGCAAACAUAUUUCCUCCCUCGUUGUUCGACAACCUUUCUGACGCAAAAGAAACACUCUCCUCUUCUGGAAAGGUGCACUCUGAAUCGAUCGAGUGCAUGAAUAAUAGGCUUUCAUGAUAUUUUAAAGUAUAUUGUGCAUUAUUAUUGUUCGAUAUCACCCAGGCCUGAAUGUUGAAACACUUUGUGUACAUCUUGUGUACAUGUACAAGUUCUAAUAAAACCUUAUGACUAUU